AUGAGAAUUUCAAGUUUUCUACUUGUUCUAGAGAUUUUCGCUCAAGAAACAACAACGACAACUCCAACAUUAAGUUCCACCCUCAAAAGUCACACUACAGUUAGUCCAACCCCAGCAACUGCUCAUUCAACGCAUCAUUCCAAGAUCCACAGUACUCAUAGUCCCCAUAAUACAACAACCCACGUGGUUGUGGAUAAGACAGAGCAUCCGACGUAUACUGCUUGCGAAAAACAGUGGGAACAGAGAAUCGAAAUCAGUGUCGGCCUACAUUUACCGCCAAGGCACCAUGGCGAGCGGGUCAAAACAAGUGAGAUUCCUGACGAGGCGAUCAGGAAGCUUCUGGCGCAAGAAUUAUCCGUUGUGGCUGGACCAGUUUGUGUAACAGAGAGUCAGUAUCUAACGAUUCAUUCAAAAGAAGAUCGCGAAAUUAAGAUCCCGCUUCAUGUUUUUGGGAAUAGCAAAAAGGCUGCUGAAAAAAUUGAUGAGCUGAUUAUUCUUCAUGCCGAGAAAAAUGGUACAGAAGUUUUACUCGAUUCGCCGUAUUGGCCUCAUGGAGCUUAUUUGAUCGAUGUUGAUGGAGUCGAUGUCGCGAACUUGGGCGGACACAGGAGAGUCUUUGGAUUCAUCAUUUUUCUGCUGCUUAUUUCAAUUGGCGUGAUUGGGUACCUCGUCUACAAGCGUGGCCUCCUCCGUCGGUUUGGAAAUCAAGAGUACCCAGGAAGACUUAUUGCCAAUUAG
Messenger RNA from Oikopleura dioica, 738 nucleotides. NCBI's taxonomy places the organism in Eukaryota, Metazoa, Chordata, Appendicularia, Copelata, Oikopleuridae. The record is from the annotation of a GenBank genome assembly.